This is a messenger RNA of Entrophospora candida, 1568 nucleotides long. The record is from the annotation of a GenBank genome assembly. Lineage: Eukaryota; Fungi; Glomeromycota; Glomeromycetes; Entrophosporales; Entrophosporaceae.
UUGGUCCUAAAAUUGGUGCAGGGGGUCAAGAUAAAAUUGUUGAUAAAAACAAUGCAUUUAAUAAUAUGCGACGUGCUUUAAUACGAUUUGAUGAUUAUGCAAAUGUAUUUACUUUGGUUAUGGACACUGUAUCUCGACUAUCAAAUUUUCAACCUACACAAACUGCAGAUCCAUCAACAUGCAUUGAAAUUGAAGGGAAAAAAUUAUUUGAACCAUUAUACCUAUUUCCUACAACAGAUGUUAUGACUAUAAAAUUAAACAUUUUAGAAACAACAAAGUUGGAAGAUGCCAUUCAUCCUUCUAUUCUUUAUCAAUAUGGUCAGCCAAUGUGGGGUGCUCAUAUUGAAAAACGAGGAUACAAAGAAAUGAAAACCCACCUUCAAAGGCUUGUGCAUCUUGCAUCUAACAAAAUUUUAGGGGGAAGAGUUAUUGAGAAUGUUGAGAAACUUGACCAUGCAUCAGCAUUGGCAAUUCUUGCUAUCCGUAUUUCCUUGAAUGUAUCACCACUUUCUCAAUUAUCAACUGAGUUGGUUGCUAGUCAUAUGUGUGUGUGUGGUUUUGUUUCACAUGAUCGAAUGCUGGUGACUAGCAAUUAUUUGAUAGAGCCGAUUUUAGCAGAAGCAGCUGCAGGAUUGAUGGAAGACUUUUCUCUCCAUACUCUUCUUGAUCAUCUCCUGAAAGCCAUACAUAGUGGUAUGGUGGAAGCAGACUUUCGUGGUGAACUUGGUGCAUGUAUUAUAUUGAUGAGAGCUUGGGAUGUUUGUGCACAUAUUUGCAAACUUGGUACUAUUGCCAAUCAUUAUUCAUUCCCUGUCACAAUUUCUAAAUUUAUGAAUGCUCUUUUUGGAAUUGAUUUUGUUAAAUUUGUAAUGGAACAAAAAAAACAGCAAGAAAUUCCAGAUGAUGAAUAUGGAUUGUCUAGUGGCCAUCUUUUCAAUCAAAAUGAUGUUGAGAACUUGGCUGAUGCCAAAAUUUUCUUCACAAGCUUUGUAGCCAUCACAUACACACCAACUAAAAAGGACUUACUUCAAUUUUUGAUUCGUGGCACUGCAGUAAUAUGCAAAUGGAAUCAGAAAGGGGUUGAUUUUAUAAUACCUGCAUUGUUGAAGAAAAGAAGUGAUUAUUUUCUUGAUGAGGAUUUUGUUUCUUAUAUUCUCAUAUCUGUUAAAAACAGAAAGUAUGAUGAUGAAUUCACAGAAUCAACUAUGCCAAAAUUGACACCUACAUUUUCAGAAAUUGAUGAAGAUACUAAUAAACCAUAUUUAUCAAUAUAUAUGCAGCUUGGAUUAGAACAUAGUUCACUGAGUCUAGCAAAGGAAUUUGGAAUAAUGACAUCAUCACAACAGCAGCUUGCAAAAGAAAUUAUGGAGAAUGAAGAAAAUUUUCAAAAAAAACACAAGACUAAAAAGGAAACAGAUAAAUUUGGUAAUAAGAAUGUAACCAGGACAAAAGAACUAGUCAAUUAUUUGCAUGAAUUACUUUAUGCAUGGCCUGAUCCUGUGGAACAACAAGAUAGUGAUGAGAAAAAGAAUUUAACAAAGGACAUGUUUACUUUAAUUUACAAAUGA